Hydatigera taeniaeformis is the source of this 813-nucleotide messenger RNA. Lineage: Eukaryota; Metazoa; Platyhelminthes; Cestoda; Cyclophyllidea; Taeniidae. The record is from the annotation of a GenBank genome assembly.
AUGUCUGCGGAGAAACGUUCCUCUGACCUGUCAACUAAGCGUCGAUUAGAACGUCUGCGUCGGCGAAAGCGCGACGUAGAGUCGAUUAGGCGACACUUGGAGGCGGGUGGAGAGUACAUCUCCAAACGUGAAAGAAUCCGUUUGUCUAAAGAGAAACUGCGGCAGAAUCUAGCCACUGGAAUUAAAUUUUGCAUUGACUGUUCGUUUGAGGAUGAUAUGUCUGCAAAGGCAAUGUUUGGUGCUGUGCUAUUUAACUGUUUUUUGCAUGCAUCCUCCUUUGUACAGGAGCGUUCCAAAUUCGCUCAACAGUUAUGCCGAAUCUAUGGCGUUAAUAAGAAGGCGACUAAUCCCUUUAGUCUACACUUAGUCAACUUCAACACAGAAGGCCCAUUGGCUAAAUGCUGUCGGAAAAAAUGUUCCGGAUUUGAUAACUACCAGAUUGGAUUUCAUGCCGGUUCACCCACCAAUGUAUUCAAAUCCAACCAAAUUUUUUAUCUCUCUCCGGACGCGCCCGACCCUCUACUUGAUCUUGACAGAUAUUCCGUUUAUGUUGCUGGUGGUCUCGUCGACGAAAACAUUACAAAAGGAAAAAGUUUGGACACGGCGUCGAAGUUAGGUAUACCAGCCGUACGACUACCCAUUAAGGAAUUCGCCCCUGGCGACUGGUCUCCUCGAAAUCCCGUCAAAUCCUCUGCUCUCCCACUGAAUAUCUUGGUAGAAAUUCUCCUUGCCUUCCUGCAGAACCGUGAUUGGAGAACAGCCCUGGACCAAUGUCUGCCUCAUCGCUUUCGCACCCGAAAUAACUCAGCCUAG